Molecule: messenger RNA, 1230 nt
Organism: Homarus americanus (American lobster)
Lineage: Eukaryota; Metazoa; Arthropoda; Malacostraca; Decapoda; Nephropidae
Product: collagen alpha-1(I) chain-like
Exons: 2
Coding region: 1-1230 (409 amino acids)
Source: RefSeq, a predicted model, not a curated record
AUGGCUGCACCCCCGGGGGCCCUGCCAGGGACUCUGGGGCCCACAGGGACUCUCCCAGGUUCUCUUGCGCCCCUAGCGGCUCCGCCAAAGGCUCACUCAGGGACGACAGCGCCUACACGGGUCUCUCAAGGGGACGGCGGCGCCCCCAAGGGCAAUGUUAGGGGCGGUAGCGCCCCCAUGGGACCUGCCAGGAGCGCUAGUACCCCCAGGGGACCUGCUAGGCACAGCAGAGCUAACAGGGGCCCUAAUUGGGACGGUGACGCCCCCAGGUGCUCUCCUAGGGACAACGGCGCCCACAGGUGCCCUCCCAGAGAUGUCGGCGCCUUCAGGGGCCCUCCCAAGGUUGCUGGUGCCCUCAGGGGCCCUGCCAGGGACAGGGACAGCAUCGCCCCCAGGGAAAGGCUAUGGGCGUUGGUGCACCCCAGGUACACUACCAAGGGCUCACUCAGGGACGCCAGCGCGCCCAGGGGUCCUGCUGGGGGUGGUGGCGCCCCUAGGAGCCCUGCCAAGAGCAGUGGGUCCCACGGGGGCCCUGUCGGGGCGGUGGAGUUCUCCAGGGACUUUCCCAGGGGAGCUGGCGCCCUCAGGGGAUCUCACGGGGACAGUGGCAGCACCCCAGGUGGUUUGUCAUGGGUGGUGGCGCACCCAGGGGCCCUCCCAAUGGUGGCAGCACCCCCGGAGGCCCUGCCAGGGACUCUGGCUCCCCAAGGGACUCUCCCAGGUUCUCUUGCGCCCCUAGCGGCUCCGCCAGGUGCUCACUCAGGGACGACAGCGCCUACACGGGUCUCUCAAGGGGACGGCUGCGCCCCCAAGGGCAAUGUUAGGGGCGGUAACGCCCCCAGGGGACCUGCCAGGAGCGCUAGUACCCCUAGGGGGCCUGCUAGGCACAGCAGAGCUAACAGGGGCCCUGAUUGGUGUAAUAACGACCUCAGGGGCACUGCUAGAGGCGCUGGUGCCACCAGGGGUUCUCCCUUGGACAACUGCGCCCAAAAAAUCCAUCCCAGGGGUGGUGGCGCCCCCAGGGUGCCUACCAAAGAUAUCGUCUCUCCCAGGGCCCUAGCCAGGAAAGUGACGUCCCCAGGGACCUUGUCAGGGGCUGUAGCGUCCCCAGGAACCCUGCCAAGGGUGAUCGCGCCCUCAGGUGCUCUCCCAGGGCAUUGCCAGAGGCCGUGGCGCCCACAGGGCCCCCGCCAGGGACAGCAGAGCUUCAACGGGCCCUGUAAGACGUAG